Messenger RNA from Trichogramma pretiosum, 1313 nucleotides. RefSeq lists its product as uncharacterized. Lineage: Eukaryota; Metazoa; Arthropoda; Insecta; Hymenoptera; Trichogrammatidae. The record is from RefSeq and is a predicted model, not a curated record. The transcript has 2 exons. The coding region runs from base 785 to 1273 and encodes 162 amino acids.
GAUUUGCUGUCCAUUGAUUUCAUGGGUCCGUACCCGAUGAGCGUGAGCGGAGCUCGAUAUAUACUCGCGUGUGUCGAUGCGUUCUCCAAAUUUGUGCAACUCUACCCGAUCCGCAGAGCAGACGCGCCGACCACUAUACGGCGAAUUUUUAACGAUUUUCUACCUAAAUACGGGCCAGUGAAGCGCAUCCAAACCGACCAUGGUACGCAAUUCACGUCCGUACUAUGGAAAAGAGCAUUACGGGACGCGGGUAUCACGCACGUAUUAUCAUCGAUACGACAUCCUCAGGGCAACAUCGUUGAGCGCGUCAACAAGGAAAUAGGCCGGAUGCUUCGUACGUUGAUAGGUAAAAGCCACAAGGCAUGGGCAGCCUUGUUGCCACGAAUACAAGAUUGUCUGAACGAAAUCUACCACGAGAGUACCGAGUAUACGCCGAUGGAGAUACAUUUAGGCAAGCGGCCGACGCGAUUCUGGGAGAAAUAUAUCAAUUUGCCAAGGGGCAGCGACGGGAAAUUUGAGAAAAGUGACCUCAUGCUCGUGGCAAAUCGAUUAAGAAAUAAAAGAGAGAAAUAUGCGUUAAAAGAAAAUGCGCGACAUAAAACUAUUAGAUAUAAGAUCAAUGACCGCGUUUUGGUGCGAAACGAAAAACUGUCAAAUGCAAACACACACGUAGUUUCGAAAUUCCUAGCGUUGUACGAGGGACCAUAUACCAUCAUAGAGAUAUAUGGUGGUGUGACGUUCGAGCUAUUGAACGAAAAAACGGGAAAAGUGCGUGGGAAAUUUCAUGCAUCGAAUAUCCGACCUUACUUUCAGACAGCCAAGCAAAUCGCAGCUGCGACGACUCCGCAAGAAGGAGACGAAGAACCGACACCGCAUAAGGAAGAAGGAUCGAAUCAAACUCCUCAAACAGCUCUACCAUGGACAGAUAAGCCACACCGGGCCAGUCGCCCGAGCACGACAGGCGUUUGAAAAAGAGCAGUGCCACCAACGGAAAGAGUCCCAGGGACACAUUGAGACAAGUCAAGCGGUGACGGAAGCCCAAAUACGAGCCCGCCGACGUGUAAGAGCUACCGAAAAAGAGCAUAUGCAAGAACAAGCUCAAAAUCGAAAGCUCAAACAAGAUUACACGAACCAGUGGAUAGCCCGUACCUUCGGUACCCUGGCCAUCAAACUUCCAGACGAAGACAUAAAACGGCCGACAUUUCCAAUGUGCAGAAUCCCAGCAGACGACGUACUACAAAUCCACGUUCAAAAAUGGGACCAACCGAAUUAAGAAGAAAGGGAAAAGAGUCGCUGUUAAACAGACACCGCCC